Fukomys damarensis (Damara mole-rat) is the source of this 639-nucleotide messenger RNA. RefSeq names its product signal sequence receptor subunit 4 (gene Ssr4). Gene Ontology annotation, cellular component: membrane; endomembrane system; endoplasmic reticulum. The transcript has 5 exons. Lineage: Eukaryota; Metazoa; Chordata; Mammalia; Rodentia; Bathyergidae. The record is from RefSeq and is a predicted model, not a curated record. The coding region runs from base 230 to 589 and encodes 119 amino acids.
AAACACCCACUUCCUUGUCCCUCGCCCUCGGGUCAAGUCUUGCCUCUGCACGCCCUCCCUGUCCCUCCCUUGCCCCCUUUGUGCCCAUCACCCCUCUUCCGCCGACCUCCAAGUGCCUCCUCCUCCCCCAGCAGAGGCCUGUGUGGAGCCCCAGAUCACCCCCUCCUACUAUACCACUUCAGAUGCCGUCAUUUCGACCGAGACUGUCUUCAUCGUGGAGAUCUCGCUGAUGUGCAAGAACAGGGUCCAGCAGAAUAUGGCUCUUUAUGCCGAUGUCAGUGGCAAGCAGUUCCCUGUCACCCGGGGCCAGGACGUGGGCCGCUACCAGGUGUCCUGGAGCCUGGACCACAAGAGUGCUCACGCAGGCACCUAUGAGGUCAGGUUCUUCGACGAGGAGUCCUACAGCCUCCUGAGGAAGGCACAGAGAAACAACGAGGACAUCUCCAUCAUCCCACCGCUCUUCACGGUCAGCGUGGACCAUCGGGGCACCUGGAACGGGCCCUGGGUCUCCACCGAGGUGCUGGCUGUGGUGAUCGGCCUCAUCAUCUACUACCUGGCCUUCAGCGCCAAGAGCCACAUCCAGGCCUGAGGGACGGGCCUCCCUGGCCUCUUUUCUCAAUAAACAGUGUGUGGCUGUCA